Tripterygium wilfordii is the source of this 1426-nucleotide messenger RNA. RefSeq lists its product as uncharacterized. The transcript has a single exon. The record is from RefSeq and is a predicted model, not a curated record. NCBI's taxonomy places the organism in Eukaryota, Viridiplantae, Streptophyta, Magnoliopsida, Celastrales, Celastraceae. Bases 482 to 1033 code for a protein of 183 amino acids.
ACCCUCUCCUUUAUUGCGACUUUUUCCAGUGAUUUCUUGUUCCAUUUAUUCCUCCUAUUUCUAUACAAUUGAAGCCAUUUAUCGACCCCACAGUUGUUGAUGUUGUCGAAGUUUCACAUUUUAUUUCCUGUCUGAUCUUUCCCUCACUCUUUCCACAGGUUCCCCACAUUUUUCAUAUGCAUCUUUCGAGCCUUGUGGCCUCUAUUUGCUUCAAUUUCUCAGUUGGGUUUGUCUGUUCGUUGGUCGAUUCCCUUUCUAAAACUUAGGUUGUCGGUUAUACCUUUCUGGGUCACUUUGAUUUGCACAUUUUUCUUACUUGGAACCAUCUGGCUGGGCAGUCUUCGAUUUGGAUCUUUGUUUACUGGUGUUUGAUGUUUUCUGCUAAUUCGCUAAAUCUUUGAAUUGGGUCAUUUUUUCCACUUUUGGGUCAAUUUGAUUCUUCGUUUUUAAUCUUCACUAGAAUUCAUCGCUGCUGGUGGCAAUGUCACAAGGCUAUGCAAUUGAGUUGUAUUUCGAUCCGGCACUCGAGAACCAGGUCUUGAAGGCCUGGAACGUCCUUGCCCGUCGCCAAAUCAGCACUCAACUCAUCGAAAUAGAGUCACGCCCACAUAUAACUCUCUUUUCCAACCCCUUUAUCGAUCCGACAAAGCUCGAGUCUAUCAUCAAAACCUUUGCAUCCAAGCAGGAACCAUUGCCGCUAUCGUUCUCCGCAAUUGGGAGCCUUCCCAGUGACCAGAAUGUCUUAUUUCUAUCUCCCACUCCCACAGUUUCGCUCCUUCAGUUUCAUUCCCAAUUGUGUGAUGCUAUGAAGAAGGAAGGGAUUGAUAUUGGGGAGGAGUAUCGCCCGGACUCUUGGGUUCCUUACUGUGCUGUGGCGGAGGAGGUGCCAAGGACACGAAUUGGAGAGGCGUUUUGCGUUUUGAGGGAUCUGAAGUUGCCAGUUACUGGGUAUGUGAUGGAUAUUGGGUUGGUGGAGUUCUCGCCUGUUCGCGAGUUAUUCUCUUUCAUGCUCGGUAACACAAUAGAAGCAUGAUGUUUUUGAAGCUAUUAUGAUGUUAUAAUUGAGAUUCUGCCUUCUAUUUUGGAUGUGUUUUCAGCUUGGUGCUAGUGAAGGGUUAUAUCAGUGAUACUAUUCAAAGAGUAUUAGAGAAGUUUCAUUUAUCUUUAUGAGUCUCUGUGUGGAUGAGAUUUUAGAUUGGAAAUUAGUCUCUCUUUCUGUGUUGAGAAGUUCUUAAGAAGUUAAGCUUUCUUGUACUUUUUAAAGUUAAUGCACAAACUCAAGUGCAAGGCACGAUUUGUAAGCUCUUAGCUCUGGUUUGCCAGAAUCCUGCUUUUGUUUGGUAGCCUAAACAAUGCCUCAGAUUGGAUCGUAUACUGCAAUCCUAGUUAUGCCCAGUAGAGGCAGUGGAAUCAUUUUUUGCACUGA